Molecule: messenger RNA, 679 nt
Organism: Ictalurus furcatus (blue catfish)
Lineage: Eukaryota; Metazoa; Chordata; Actinopteri; Siluriformes; Ictaluridae
Product: parvalbumin alpha
Exons: 5
Coding region: 121-450 (109 amino acids)
Cellular component (GO): cytoplasm; nucleus
Molecular function (GO): calcium ion binding
Source: RefSeq, a predicted model, not a curated record
UGUAAAUGGUGAGGGUUGAGAGUAUAUAAGGUGGCCUGGAAGAGAGCGAAGGGACACACCUCGACUUCCUCUGCUUUUUCACUCGCCUUAGAGAAGCACAAGCUUGAUCAGACUGUAGAAAUGGCCUUUGCUGGAGUGCUGGCUGAUGCUGAUGUGACCGCAGCUAUUGCUGCCUGCUCGGCUCCUGACAGCUUUGACUACAAGGCCUUCUUCGCCAAGGUUGGUCUGUCUGCCAAGUCUGCCGAUGAUGUCAAGAAGGCAUUCAGCAUCAUUGACCAGGACAACAGUGGAUUUAUUGAGGAAGAUGAGCUGAAGCUGUUCCUGCAGAACUUCAAGAGUGGUGCCAGGGCAUUGACCGACAAAGAAACCAAGGCCUUCCUUGCUGCUGGUGACAGUGAUGGUGACGGCAAGAUUGGAGCUGACGAGUUCGCUGCUCUUGUAAAGGCUUAAAUUUUCCAUCUGACCAAGACCCUUCUCUGUUCACGGAACCAGAACUCAUGCUACUGCUCAUCUGACCUAAGAUCAUAUUUUUUAUAUCUUAUUUAUGAACUGACUUCUACUUGAAAUUGUCCUUAAAGUGUAUUGUUAUCAUUAUCUGGACAUGUUGGCUUGUGCAAAUGUCUCAUGCACUUCUGGGGAAGAGUGAAAAACAAGGAAUAAAUGUAAUUGGUGUACCUUC